GUCACAACAUGGCGGCGCCAUGAGCUCUCGCAAUCCUAGGAUCACGUCAAAUUUUAUGUUGCAGUGCACUGGCACGGAACAACACCAUAUGCACAGUGUAACUGAUACCGCGGGAAUUAGGAUACAGCCAAAAUGCGUCGUAAUAGUAAACAUAUUUAUAUACGUAAACACCAUAACAUCCACCGUUAAUGAAGGAAGUUGAACGCAAGCCACAGAAAUCCUUUCUCUGUCUUUGAAACAAAUGAAAUCUGUUAACGGGGUUUGCUGGACAACUUGGAAACAGGUGCUGUUAAGAAAGAACCCAUUAAUGGAACACUGGAAUCAUGCUGUCCCAUGAAAGAAUACAUGAAUGCAACCCUUCAAACAAUUGAAACAUGGAGAUUCACAAUGGAAUCAAACCUCACCAGUGCCUAGUGUGUGAGAAAACAUUUACAGCCUCAAGUAACCUGCAGAAACACAUGAGGGUUCACAGUGGAAUCAAGUCUCAUGAAUGUGUUGUAUGUGGUAAAACAUUUACAAAAUCAGGUAACCUGCAGGAACACAUGAGGAUUCACACAGGAAUCAAGCCUUUUGAAUGUGUUGAAUGUGGGAAAGAAUUUGCACAAUCAAGUCAUCUGCAGGGACACAUGAGGAUUCACACAGGAAUCAAGCCUUAUGAAUGUGUUGAAUGUGGGAAAACAUUUCCACAACCGAGUGACAUGCAGUCACACAUGAGGAUUCACACGGGAAUCAGGCCUUAUGAAUGUGUUGAAUGUAACAAAACAUAUACACGAUCAAAUGGUCUGCAGAGACACAUGAGGAUUCACACGGGAAUCAAGCCUUAUGAAAGUGUUGAAUGUGGGAAAGAAUUUCCACAACCGAGUGACAUGCAGUCACACAUGAGGAUUCACACGGGAAUCAGGCCUUAUGAAUGUGUUGUAUGCGGGAAAGAAUUUCCACAACCGAGUCACCUGCAGAAACACAUGAGGAUUCACACCGGAGUAAAACCUUACAAAUGUGCUGAAUGUGGGAAAGCAUUUACACAAUCAAGUCAUCUGCAGUCCCACAUGAUGAUUCACAGUGGAAUCAAGCCUCAUGAAUGUGUUGAAUGUGGAAAAACAUUUACAAAAUCAGGUUAUCUGAAGUGCCACGUUAGGAGGCAUUCAGGAAUCAAGGCUUAUGAAUGUGUGGAAUGUGGAAAAACAUUUUCAGAAUCAGGUCAUCUGCAGAGACACAUGAGGACUCACACAGGAAUCAAGCCUCAUGAAUGUGUUGAAUGUGGGAAAAAAUUUGCACAAUCAGGUCAUCUGCAGGGACACAUGAGGAUUCACACAGGAAUCAAGCCAUAUGAAUGUGUUGUAUGUGGGAAAGAAUUUCCACAAUCGAGUAAGCUGCAGAUACACAUGAGGAUUCACACAGGAGUAAAACCUUAUGAAUGUGCUGAAUGUGGGAAAGCAUUUGCACAAUCAGGUCAUCUGCAGACACACAUGAGGAUUCACACAGGAAUCAAGCCUUAUGAAUGUGUUGUAUGUGGGAAAGAAUUUCCACGAUCGUGUGACCUGCAGAUACACAUGAGGAUUCACACAGGAGUAAAACCUUACGAAUGUGCUGAAUGUGGAAAGACAUUUACACAAUCAGGUAGCCUGCAGAAUCACAUGAUGAUUCACAGUGAGAUCAAGCCUCAUCAGUGCAUUGUAUGUGGUAAAACAUUUACACAAUCAGGUAAUCUGCGGAAACACAUGCAGAUUCACAAUGGAAUCAAGCCUUAUGAAUGUGUUGAAUGUGGGAAGACAUUUACAAUAUCAGGUGACCUUCAAAGACACAGUGGAAUCAAACCUCAUUAGUGUAUGAUAUGUGAGAAAAUAUUUCUCCUUUCAGGUAGCCUUAAAAAACACAUGAGGAUUCACACCAGAGUGAAAGCUUACGAAUGUGCUGAAUGUGGGAAAGCAUUUACACAAUCAGGUCAUCUCCAGAAACACAUGAUGAUUCACACUGGAAUCAAGCGUUAUGAAUGUGUUUGAAUGUG
This is a messenger RNA of Haliotis rubra (blacklip abalone), 2005 nucleotides long. RefSeq names its product zinc finger protein 420-like. Gene Ontology annotation, biological process: regulation of transcription by RNA polymerase II. Gene Ontology annotation, molecular function: RNA polymerase II cis-regulatory region sequence-specific DNA binding; DNA-binding transcription factor activity. Lineage: Eukaryota; Metazoa; Mollusca; Gastropoda; Lepetellida; Haliotidae. The transcript is spliced from 6 exons. The coding region runs from base 375 to 1823 and encodes 482 amino acids. The record is from RefSeq and is a predicted model, not a curated record.